CUGCAACUGCGCAUGCGCGCGUGUCAGAUGGGACGUAAACAAGCUAAGGAAGUGCAGCUGUUACAUUGAUCAUAGCAGGUGACAUGGAGAGGUGAUGCGUCACCAGAGCGAACAGCCAAUCCCAGGGCUUUGUGCUGCGAGGAGCCAAUAGCAGGGCAGUGCAGAGAUGACGGAGUGCUUCCUGCCACCCAGUAGCAGCCCUGCAGAGCAGAGGAGGGCGGAGCAUCCUGGGGGCGUGGCUCGUACCCCGAGCUCCGAAGAGAUCAGCCCCACUAAGUUCCCAGGUCUGUACCGUACAGGCGACCCUUCACCCCCUCACGACGGACACCACCAUGAGCCGCCCGAUGCGGUGUCCGAUGACGAGAAGGAGCACAACAAGAAGAAAAACAAGUUUAAGAAGAAGGAGAAACGCACCGAGGGAUACGCUGCUUUCCAGGAGGACAGCUCUGCCGAUGAGGCCGAGAGCCCGUCUAAGAUGAAGCGCUCCAAGGGCAUCCACGUCUUCAAGAAGCCCAGUUUCUCCAAGAAGAAAGAAAAGGAUUUCAAAGUGAAGGAGAAGGGACCUAAAGAGGAGAAGGCCAAGGACAAGAAGUCCAAAGACCUCACAGCAGCGGACGUCGUGAAACAGUGGAAAGAGAAGAAAAAGAAGAAAAAGCCAAGCACUGAGCCUGAACCCGUCAUCACGGAGACGACAACGACGUUCCGGCCGAUCUUCGGAGCGCCUUUAGUAGAAGCGGUGCGGAGAACGGCGCUGUAUGAUGGGAUACAGCUCCCGGCCAUCUUCAGAGAGUGUGUGGACUACAUCGAGAGCUACGGCAUGAAAUGUGAAGGCAUCUAUCGUGUCUCUGGUAUGAAGUCUAAGGUUGACGAGCUGAAAGCAGCGUACGACCGCGAGGAGUGUCCAUGUCUGGAGGAGUAUGAUCCACACACAGUGGCCAGCCUGUUGAAGCAGUACCUGCGAGAGCUGCCCGAUAACCUGCUGGGUAAAGAACUGACCCCACGCUUCGAGGAGGCCUGCGGGCGGCCCAGCGAGGCAGAGAAGCUGCAGGAGUUUCAGAGGCUCCUGGGGGAGGUGCCUGCGGGGAGCAGACUCCUCCUGGCCUGGCUCAUCACUCACAUGGACCACGUCAUUGCCCGCGAAAUCGACACCAAGAUGAACAUCCAAAACAUCUCUAUUGUACUUAAUCCCACCGUACAGAUCAGUAACCGUGUGCUGUACGUGUUUUUCACACACGUCCGUGAGAUGUUCGGUGAUGUGGUUCUGAAGCCGGUCGUCCAUCCACUGCGCUGGUCCAAUAUGGCCACCAUGCCAACCCUACCUGAGACCCAGGAGAGCAUUAAAGAGGAGAUCCGCAGACAGGAGUUCCUCUUGAACCGUCUGCACAGAGAUCUGCAGGCCGGUGUGAAGGAUCUGUCGAAGGAGGAGAGACUCUGGGAGGUGCAGCGGAUCGUCACCGCGCUGAAACGUAAACUCCGCGAGGCCAAGAGACAGGAGUGCGAGACUAAAAUCGCACAGGAAAUCGCUAGCCUGUCUAAAGAGGACGUAUCAAAGGAGGAGAUGUCUGAGAACGAGGAGGAAGUCAUUAAUCUUCUCCUGGCUCAGGAGAACGAGAUCCUAACCGAGCAGGAGGAACUGAUAUCACUGGAGCAGGUGCUGCGGCGGCAAAUCGCCACAGAGAAAGAAGAAAUUGAACGACUGCGCGCGGAGAUCGCAGAUAUACAAAGCCGUCAGCAGGGUCGCAGUGAAACAGAGGAGUAUUCAUCAGAUAGCGAGAGCGAGAGUGAAGAUGAAGAGGAACUGCAGAUGAUUCUAGAAGACCUGCAGAAACAGAAUGAAGAACUAGAGAAUAAAAACACUCAUCUGAAUCAGGCCAUUCAUGAGGAACAGGAGGCCAUAUUGGAACUGCGUGUUCAGCUCCGCCUCCUUCAGAGUCACAAGCUACAGCAGCAGGAGCUCACAGCCCCACCUUCUGCCGAACAGGCCCCGCCCUGCCAGCCCAGCCCAGAGGAACGAUCCAGAGGGGAUGAGCCAAUCAAACGUGCCGCAGCAGUCGCCAUGGAAUCCACUGCCUCUACAGCUGCUGCCUCAACCAAUGGAAAGCCUGGAAAAGAUGCUAUGAAGCCAUCGCCCAGCAAAGACAAGAGAGAGGCCAACCUGUAAACCAUCUGACCCUCACUACAUCCAUUAAACUCUUCACCUGUGCUUGUGUUUGCUUAUCACAUAACUGUGACAUCUUGGGUCAAGGGUCAGCAAGGUGAAGUGAGAUGUUCAUUACACUGGGAGAAAACUGGACAGCAGAGAACAGAGGCUAGAUGUGAUCGGAGGCUAGUAGGUCUAAAGAGAGGCGAGUGUGGGAAACAUUUCUGAUUGGUCAUUUUCACAAUGGACUGAAAUUGGAUUCUUUUGACACGUUUAAGUUUGUAUGUGAAGUUGCAACAGCACAAUCAGAUCUUUGUGAGUGCUCAGAUUUAUCAGAUCUGCCCUUUGACCCGGGCCUGAAAGGACAGGGUAAUUCUCUUCCAAACAGUUAAGAGUAUUAGGGGUUUUUGUUUAAAAAUCCUAUGUUUGCAAACAAGUGAAUAUCAUCUGUCCAGGUCACAUUGCACCCCACGAUCCUAAGAAAAAAAUAAAAAAUUAUAUUUUGCAUGAAGAAAAUGAAGCAUAUUUUUAGGACUAUUAAUAUUUUUUGCAUUAUAAAAUUAUUAGCAUGACUAUUAAGCACAUUUUCCCAGAAUUCUCAUUACCUUAAUGCAAAUAAAACAUCAUUCUCAUUACUGAAAUGUGAAAAAAUAAUUAAUGUAUUAUUAUUAAAUUAGAAAGUAUACAUCAGCAUUAUUUGUUGUACUGCCUUAAUGCUGAUUUAAAUUUAAAAUGAUUCAAUUAUAGUAAUUUAGGGGCAAAUAGUUCUUAAUAGUUAUGAAAAUAAUGCCAUAAUGCAAAAAAAAAUCAUAAUGGUCCUAAAACUAGUUUGUACGGCGCACAAUUUACUAAUUCAUUCCCUCGAUUCACUAAAUUGUUCUCUCGAUUUACUAUUUCGUUCCCUUGAUUUACUAAAUCGUGCGCACGAUUUACUAAUUCAUUCCCUCGAUUUGCUAAAUUGUGCAAACAAUUUACUAUUUCGUUCCCUUAAUUUACUAAAUUGUGCGCACGAUUUACUAUUUCGUUCCCUUGUUUUGCUAAAUCGUGCAGACGAUUUACUAUUUUGUUCCCUUUGAUUCACUAAAUUGUACGCACGAUUUACUAUUUUGUUCCCUCGAUACACUAAAUCGUGCGCACAAUUGACUAUUUUGUUCCCUCGAUUUACUAAAACGAUUUACGCACUUUUUUUUUUUUUUUUUUUUUUUUAACUUUUUUCCCCUUGCAUGUCAUGUGCAGGGCUCCAUAAGUUUGCAUUUUCUUCAUGCAAAAAUAUUUUUCCGUUUCAUUUUGGGUUGUAAUGUAACCUCUGGACAUCUUUUCAUAUUAUUCACCUAAGCAUUUCAAGAAACUAAGCCAUGAAAUAUUGAGCAUAAUAGGAUGUUAUGAUGCAGCAAAUGUGAUUGCAACCUGUGUGAAAGCGACAAACAUCCGUAUCUUCAUGUGACAUUCAGUGCAAAAACUGCAAUCAUCAUUUUUGACGCCUGGCUUAGCAUGCAGGUUUACCUUAUUGGUUAUUAUUAACAAAUGAUUCACUUUUUAUUUAUGCAGUUUAGCUUAUAAUUAAAUUGCAAAUGGGAAAGUAUGCCGAGAAGUAUCCUGGAUGUCUAUUACCAAUGCGGAAAAAAAUCAUAGUUGGCUGCCAGUUCUCCUGUUGUAGGUCAAGGUCUAGAACCGAAAUCAGUGUAAAUGAAGUUGUGUGUGUUCUGAAACCACUGUGCCAUAGGUGACUGACUGUGUGUGCUGCUGCACAGAAGAAUUACUUUGAAGACAUUGUAAUACAACCAGAUUGUAUUUUUACCUAUUAAGAUAUUCAAAAGAAUCGGUUUUGAACGUUUAUUCUAAAUUUCCCUAUUUAAUAGUUGACACAUAUAUACAUCUAAACUGUAACUGCACUAAAAUGUGCAGAUGUUUGUUGUGGAAUUGGUAACAUUUUUGUUAGUUUCCAUACUUUCACGUAAUGUCACGCUAUGUUUUUAAAGACAUAUUUCAUGAAGCACAAGAAUAUUUUUUAUUAAUGAUGAAUUUUCGAGGGGUAUUAUGGGACGCUUUAGUAAGUGUAGGUGAUGCGGUGAAUCUCAAAAAGAAAUGUUUAACCGCAAAAUCAAAAGAAAUAUUUUGAAGUAAAUAAAAUGAAGCUUAUUUUGGCAUUAUUUGUCAAAAAUAAUGCUUUUUUCUUUCUGCAAAAGGUCUUAUUGUUCUUUUGAUUUUGGGUGAAAUAUGAACAUUCAUUUUUUUUUGUGAGAUCAACCCAACCGGUCCUGAAGUUUUGGCACAGUUGUUACAGAUGUUCUGACACACUGAUAGAUGUUUAUUGGAAACUUGCACUAGGUUGUUACCAAUUCUUUUCUUUUCAAUACCGUUAUUCUGUCAAUUUCACUUUAUUUUGUGAUUCUUCUUCUUAUUUUUUUCGUCUAAAGUGCUUGAUGAAUGCUACUGGAUGAUUGUGUAUUAUUAUUCUCUUUCAGAUAUAACACAUUUCUACCCUCUUUUUGCUUUUUGUUUGUUUUCCCCUCUUUUGUGUCAUGAUGUCAAGUAAGUGAGAUGCAUUUCAAUACUGUAUAAUUCUAUUGACAGACUGAUUGUCAACUAUAUCAGAUGUAAAAAAGCUCUUUUCCCCCCCCUUAAUGUCUCUGCUAGAAUUUAUCUCAAAGAGAUACAUACCUGCUCAUCUACUUUUGGAAAUGAUAGUUUUUCAUAUUAUAGACAAAGCUUUUGUAGCUCAUGAUCAUUGCGAACAGAAUGCUGCAGUCUAAAUAAAAUUAUAGGUUGGACAGUAA
Messenger RNA from Ctenopharyngodon idella (grass carp), 4917 nucleotides. RefSeq names its product ralA binding protein 1 (gene ralbp1). Gene Ontology annotation, cellular component: membrane. Gene Ontology annotation, molecular function: small GTPase binding; GTPase activator activity. Bases 167 to 2161 code for a protein of 664 amino acids. The transcript has 10 exons. NCBI's taxonomy places the organism in Eukaryota, Metazoa, Chordata, Actinopteri, Cypriniformes, Xenocyprididae. The record is from RefSeq and is a predicted model, not a curated record. Gene Ontology annotation, biological process: small GTPase-mediated signal transduction; endocytosis; positive regulation of GTPase activity.